Messenger RNA from Setaria italica (foxtail millet), 991 nucleotides. Its product is annotated as myb-related protein Zm38. The transcript is spliced from 2 exons. NCBI's taxonomy places the organism in Eukaryota, Viridiplantae, Streptophyta, Magnoliopsida, Poales, Poaceae. The record is from RefSeq and is a predicted model, not a curated record. Bases 80 to 832 code for a protein of 250 amino acids.
GCCACGCUCAUCAGUCAUCACCACCAGACACCUUCAGUUGAUCAGCUCUAUCGCUCGGUGUUGCCAAGAAGCAUCAGGCAUGGGGAGGUCGCCGUGCUGCGAGAAGGCGCACACGAACAAGGGCGCCUGGACCAAGGAGGAGGACCAGCGCCUCGUCGCCUACAUCAAGGCCCACGGCGAAGGUUGCUGGAGGUCGCUCCCAAAGGCGGCGGGGCUGCUGCGCUGCGGCAAGAGCUGCCGGUUGCGGUGGAUCAACUACCUGCGCCCCGACCUCAAGCGCGGCAACUUCACCGAGGAAGAAGACGACCUCAUCAUCAAGCUCCACCAGAUCCUCGGAAACAAGUGGUCUCAGAUCGCCGGGCGGCUGCCGGGCCGGACUGACAAUGAGAUAAAAAAUUACUGGAACACGCACAUCAAGCGCAAGCUCCUCGCCCGCGGCAUCGACCCGAAGACGCACCGUCCGCUCAGUGUCACCGCCGCCGCUGCUGCCGCACCAAGCAGCCGUCCUGAGGACCAACCGGCGGCGCGCUCCAGCUGCUCACCGGAGACCAGCGGCGCCAGCAACAGCAGCGACGAAGAGAGCGGCGCGUCCGUGCCGUUCCGCUGCAGUAUCGACCUCAACCUGUGCAUAAGCCAGCCCAGCCAACAACCGUCCUUGCCAUCUACGUCGUCACCGCCGGCGAGGAAGCAAGAAACAGAAGCCACAAGCAGCGCGACGGCAGUGGAUGCAUCCAGUAGGAGCUACUCAGACGGGAAGAAGAUAUGUUUGUGCUUGAAUCGCCUGGAUCUGCAAGGAGGCGAGGGGUGCACCUGCGGCCAUGGUGGUCGGUAGUGUCGUAGUGAGUACUCACGAGUCACGAUUCACGACUGCUGCUGAGAGUAGUAAGCAUCUUUUGAUGCUUGUAGUUAAUUUUUCUAGUUAAGCAUCUUUGCUGGCUUAUCUUUUGUGCUUGUUCUUCACUAAAAUAUGUUCUACUUUGAUGUUCUUUCC